Molecule: messenger RNA, 600 nt
Organism: Leptosia nina
Lineage: Eukaryota; Metazoa; Arthropoda; Insecta; Lepidoptera; Pieridae
Source: the annotation of a GenBank genome assembly
AUGGAGAAUGCUGAAGAAAGGCGCGCGCGCAACGCACAAUACGAAAGAGAGAGACGGGUUGAGACCGCAGAGGCAAUGUCAGAAUUAGCACUAGCUUUGGGGUGUGAACCUUCUGCUUCGAGUGUGGAUAUUUUGGCUACAGCUGUCGACGAAUUGCAAAGAAAGGAUAAAAGAGUGGACCCAUGUGAUGACAUAGUGGAGCUGAAACGCUGUAACGCAAAAUUGGCACAACAAAUCGAAGAUAUAGAAAAGAGAUUGUCCAACUUUGUGGACAUCGAAGGUAAAAAGAAAGAUAUUAUUAAACACGGUGGAGUCAGAAAGAUAGACAAAUUGAAGAAAAAACGUGCAUUACGCUCAGUAAAGGAUAAAUCAAAGCAUCAAUCGGUAAAGGAAUCCAAGAAGGAUAAAGUGACUUUCAUAAAUGCACCUCCUGUUAAGAUUGAACAAGCAAGUAGUGAAGAUGCGCUAAUUACGGAAUCAGAACUAGAAGUGGAGCCUCUUCAGCUCGAUUCCCUUACCGACUCUCCUGAAAAUUACGAACCGAUAGCCUUUCCCAAGGAAGCCCGCGCAAACAGUGCAAUAUCAGUCCCAGUAAAAUAA